AUGCCGGCAACAGCGGUCAAAUUCAGACAACUCGACUCAACAACAACAGCAAUUCGCUCUCGCUCCCGUGGACGUUCGGCCUCUGCGACAGAUGCGGCUUCAACUUCGACUUCAAUCGUAGAGACCACCUGUCAGAAAGUCCGAAAUAUCUUAGACAUGACUAUCGCGAAUAUCAUUUGGAAACGCAACAUCUUCGACCACGAAAAUCUUGAGGUCCACGAGCUACAACCUGAAUCAGGUGAUCACAUGGCAUCAUCAUUGAAUGUUCGUCGACUCAAGAAGGAUCAUUCUUCACACAUCAAUUGGAUCCUCCAACUCUUGAACGGUGUUAUGGAAGCGAUAACACGAGGUUAUCUUCGCACUCUCAACAUUGUGGUCCUUCUUGAUCCUAAAGACCCAAAUAAUAUCAUUGAGGCGUACCGGUUUGAUUUCGUCUAUUCAGCCCUAGGUGCUCCAGGUAUUGCCUUUGGGGAAUCAACUCCAACUUCCCCCGACGUAUAUCGUAUGAUGAGAGCUGUCCAACAUACUCUCAUCAAUGCGUGUGAUGAGCUUGAUCCAUUACCAGCUGACAAUCACGAUCAAUCCUUCUUAGAUUUCCGCCUCACAUACUAUGGUCACACCCCAACCACGUACGAACCGCCCAACUUUCAACUUUUCCGUGGUGAUGUCUGGUUUGGAACUCGAGAUGCCAAUCAGCAACCGUAUGAGAGAAUUGCUGGUUCGACAUUUUCUCAUCCGCUCUUACAUAAAAUCAAUGUCCGUUUGACUUCCAUUGCCAAUCUUCUCCCCAGGGAAUCCCACCCAACGGACUACCCAGGAGACAUAUCUGCGUCAUGGAGAAGAUCUGGCAGAGAGAAGGACGCUCAGGAAAGGAACAUUGCCUGGGUCUCAAAUAGCGAUGCUUCCAUCCAACAAGCGGGCCAGAUGAUCAACGGACAGCUUGUGGAAUUGGCAGGGCAACACUCGCCUUUUCAUUCUCACCUUCCGGGAAUUAUUGUGGAAGGAGUCGUUCGCUUUUGUGCGAAGAACAGUCAGCAAUUGGGUACAAACGACGCCGAUGAAACAAUGUCAUUAGACAGGUCCGGAGAAACCGUAACUUUGGUCGGACACCAAUAUGAGUCAGUUACACCAGAUGACCCAGAUGUCUAUAAUUGUAACCUUCAUAUUCAAGCCCUUGGCUUGUCCACACAAUCACAUUCUCCUCAAGCUCCUGUCGACGAUCAUGAGACCUCCAGCGACGGCGAGGAAACGACACAGAGCAACGACAACUUCCGGACCAUUCCCACCUCCAAACGUAAGCAAUCAGCAACAUGUCGGAAACAAGCUCGGUCGAGCAAAACACGCAAGCGAUCGGUUAAACCACCAGCCUCAAAGCGUAAACCCAAAGGUCGAGUGCAGCGCGAAAAUUCCAAGGAAAAAAGGUCUGCAGUCCAAUCCAAGAACGAUCUCGAGAAGAAAGAGAAAGCAAAGUGUCCUUGCAAGAGGCAAUGCGGGGAAACCAAAAUACAAUGUGCUCUGUGUUGUCAAUGGGUACAUGGAACCUAUAUGGACGAUGCAAUUGAAGAUGCACCCGAGCGUUUCAAAUGUCUGUUUUGUCGAAUCAAGCAGCAGAGGGUGUAUGAUGAAGAUGUCAAAAUCAAAGCUAGUGUUAGGUUGCUGUACCUCUAUCGACAAGUAGUUGCCACAGCAAGACGUAAUUGCAAGUUUCCAGAGUCUGAAGAGAUGAUGGGUUCAUACGGUUGCUCCGAUAUCGAGAUAGCAGCAUUGCAUUCUUGGAUGUUGAGAGAUGGUUUCAUCGACUCCAAAGCAACGGCAUCAAGUGGGCAAGGGUACAUGAAAAACAAGCUGUCACAUCUGUCAUUUGCCAAAUUAAUGAGUCCUGGAGGUCCGGUGGAACAGCAGGAAUUCGCCAUACCACCAUGGAGUGGCUUCAGGGAAGGAUCGGAAAUGCAGCAACAUCUCGACUCGUAUUUGAGCAAACAUACGACGGAAUCCAGUCCAGCUGGAUUGUUUUCUUCAUCGUCUGUUUAUUCUUUGUCUGCGUCAAGGAGAUUUCAACAUGAACCGGUCAAUCAGCUGCACGGAGUUUCAUCGGACACACCACAAGGGCAGCUUUCUCUGGCCACACUUCCAAGCCAAAGUCAGUGGUCCGGAUCCGCACAGUUGGUUGAGUUACCUUCCGAGAAAACCAGUCGAUCAAUCAGCUUUCAAGGUGUAGUCGAAGACAGCGCAACUUGUCAAUUAUUGUAG
This is a messenger RNA of Tremella mesenterica DSM 1558, 2250 nucleotides long. RefSeq lists its product as uncharacterized. Gene Ontology annotation, cellular component: nucleus. The record is from RefSeq and is a predicted model, not a curated record. NCBI's taxonomy places the organism in Eukaryota, Fungi, Basidiomycota, Tremellomycetes, Tremellales, Tremellaceae. Gene Ontology annotation, biological process: meiotic recombination checkpoint signaling; synaptonemal complex assembly. The transcript has 17 exons. The coding region runs from base 1 to 2250 and encodes 749 amino acids.